AUGUACUACCACAAGUACUUCCGUAAUCACUCUAUCACAGGUAAGUUCCUCCUCUGAAAAUCGCAAGCUCUAAUAAGCCCCACUUUUUAGAUCAUAAAUUAGGCCUACGCUCAAAAAGGCCCCUCCUCCAUUCUAUGAUUAAGACCCAUUUUUACACACGUAAAAAUCUCAUAACUCGUAAACAAGAUGUGUUCGCAACAGGCUUGUAGCAAGGUUCUCAACAAGUUGUAACAAUGUGUUAUUUUAUUAUUAUACUACUGUACAAGGUCGUCACUCACAACUUGUUGACAAAUUGUUGAGUUGCAGGACGAGAACAAGUUAAGUUGUUGGAACAACUUGUAAUAGGUCUGUUGAGCUCAACAACCUUGUAAGAAGUUGUCAACAAGCCGGGAACAGACAAUGCAACACACAUCUUGUUGAAAGUUGUUGGAACAGCAUAGUUACAAGUCUGCAGCCGGUUUUGUAUAGCUUGUGCGUUUUUACGUGUGUACAUGAAGAAAUAUAUUAAGCCCCCUCUCUAAUAAGCCCCCUCUCUAAUAAGCCCCCUCUCUAAUAAGCCCCCUCUCUAAUAAGCCCCCUCUCUCUAAUAAGUUCCCUCUCUAAUAAGCCUCCUCUCUAAUAAGCCUCCCUUUCUAAUAAGCUCCCUCUCUAAUAAGCCCCCUCUCUCUAAUAAGUACCCUCUCUAAUAAGCUUCCUCUCUAAUAAGGCCCCUUUCUCUUUUCAGCCCUCCUCUCUAAUAAGCCUCCUCUCCUCUCUAAUAAGCCCACCUCUCUAAUAAGACCACCUUUUUGAUAAGCUCCCCUCUCUAAUAAGCCUCCUCUCUAAUAAGCCUCCUUUCUAAUAAACCUCUGUAAUAAGCCUCUCUAAUAAGCUUCCUCUCUAAUGAGCCUCCUCUCUAAUAAGCCUCCUCUCUAAUAAGCCUCCUCUCUAAUAAGCCUCCUCUCUAAUAAGCCUCCUCUCUAAUAAGCCUCCUCUCUAAUAAGCCUCCUCUCUAAUAAGCCUCCUCUCUAAGAGCCUCCUCUCUAAUAAGCCUCCUCUCUAAUAAGCUUCCCUCUCUAAUAAGCCUCCUCUCUAAUAAGCCUCCUCUCUAAUAAGCCUCCUCUGUAAUAAGCUUCCUCUGUAAUAAGCCUCCUCUGUAAUAAGCCUCCUCUCUAAUAAGCCCACCUCUCCAAUAACACCUUUUUCUGAUAAUGCCUCCCUCUAAUUCUAAUAAGUUCCCCUCUCUAAAAACCCCCCUCUCUAUCUGAAGUCGAAACUGUAUUUUGCUAAAUCAAUACAAGUCCCUCUCUAUCAAGUUCCCCUGAAAUAUGUAGACCCACAAGGGCUUGAUAUAUCAUCUCAAUUGGUUUGUAGUUCCUUGGUUUCCAAGAAAUAUUGCAGAUUUGGAUGAGUUUGCCAACCGUAUAUGCAGUUAUGGCGCUGAGCUCGACGCUGACCAUCCAGUAAGUAGUGGUGCAUUCAAAUGACACAUCCGUUAGGAUAAAUUUGCAGUUGAACUAUAACUGGGAGUUGAGACUGCAAGAAUUAAAGUAAACAUAUCAAAGCUUCACUGUUUAAUUGAUAGACAAUUUCAAUUUGAAUGUUAGACUCAUUUUUGAUCUGGGCAAAAAAAGUAAAUUCCAGUAAAGAACUUAUUAAUGUUAGUAAAAUUGCAAAAUUUGGUUACGAAAUGUUGUAAAACACGGAAAAUAUAGCCUUGCGAUGUUUGCAUAUUUUGUGUAUGUUUUGUAUCACGUGCGGAAAUUGUUACCAUUUUUGAGCCGAAAAUGUUAACAAUUUCCGCACAUAAUACAAACAUAUACAAAAUUUGCAAACUUUGCAAGGCUAUAUUUUCCAAGCUUUACAACAUUUCGCAACCAAAUUUUUCAAUUUUACUAAUUUCAUUGUGUUCUUUUUAGCUGUAGUGUUUGAUUCCCUUCGUUUUGCUUAGAUUAAAAUUUAGUCUAACAUGCAAGUUAUCCAUUAUCCAUUUGAUUAUUCAUGACGUCGCUGGAGGAAAAAAUAGUUUCCGCAUGGUUUACUCACUUUUUAAUUAUAUUUUUCCUUUGCUUUUAAACCAAUACAAAAUAUGAUCAAUCCAGCACAAUAACUAUUCAGUGAACAGUUCUUUGAACAAUGAAACACUUUCAUAUGUAAAUUUUUACGAAAUAACCUCUUCCAACAAAUACGUGUUGUGACGUGACGUACAAGAGCCCAUAGCGAGCCAUCUUCUAUUGUAGGGUUUUACAGACGAGGUUUAUCGAGCGCGAAGAAAAGAAUUUGCAGAUAUUGCUUUUAACCAUAAACAGUAAGUGACCUUCGAGCCUGCAUAUAUGACUGUAGUGAAAUAUUGGUGAAACUAUGGAACACUGUGCUAAAACCUCUUGCAGGCAGAGUAUGUUUUAAUUCAGAGCUUGAAAUAACUAUCGAGCAUUUUUCGACCAAAUCACAGUUUUUCCAACCAAACGCUAAAUUGGUCGGACAUUUUGUCUCCACAAAAAAAAACAAUCAACCUUCUUGGAAUACUUGGUUAACCAUAGGCGGCAUGCAAUCCCCCCGUCAAGAACAUUAAAUGUAGAACAGGCUAUAGUGUUUGGCUAAUGUAUUGUAUAUUGGCUUAAUUUAACCAACGAAGGCAUGAAAUCAAAAUAGAAUGUCCGACCGAAUUUGAAAGUUUCCAAACGACGUUAUUUUAGGCUCUGUUAUAGUUAGUUAGUUAGUGUAAUAGUCCGGUCUGAUCGGAAUGCAGUCGGUUUGGAAUGGUUGAGAACGCAUUUGGAACUCAAUAAGAGCGUCACGUAAAAUAAAUUCUUUGAUUCUUGUUUCGGCCGCGUUUUCUGUCAUCUGAACAGUCAUUGUAUUGGCGGCUUAAGUAAGCGAUUUUGAUGUCACUUCAGAAAUUUGUAUAUAGGGACAGUGAAAUUAAACCAUAUCGUUCAAUUUCAAUUUGUUUUCCUCGAACUACUGACAAGACUAUUACAUAUAACGACCAUCUGCUGCACGAUAUAGUGCUCAGUGAAAAUGUGAAUGUAUUAAAAAAACUAUAUAAUUCUAUUAUCUUCUUUUUUUAGUGGGGAGCCCAUUCCAAAUGUGACUUAUACAAAGGCUGAAAUUGAAACAUGGUAAGCCGUUGAAUAGUAAAACCCCGCAUUUAAGAACCGAGAAUUUAAGAACCUGUUAAUGGCUGUUAUGCUAACAAUUCUUAAAUUCAGAACCUUUUUAGAUAAGAACCUGUUUAGCCCAAUUUUCUGCAGGUAUGCACCAUGUCCAUAAGGUCCUGUUUAGGGUAACUUGGAAAAAUCUAGGUUCUUAUAUGCGAGGUCUUACUUGAAGGUCAAAUAAAUAUCAAAUAUACAGUAUAAUUUGGAUUUUUUUCUACAUUUAGGAAUACAAUUUUUGGUGAACUAAGCAAGCUGUUUAAAACACACGCCUGCAAGGAACACAACGAUGUUUGGCCCAUGUUAGUGGAAAAUUGCGGUUACAAGUAAGUCAAAAGUACAAAACAAUAACGGGCAUAUACAGUAUUUUAUACCUGACCGGAAGCAGGUGCGAAUGCUAUGGGUCCUCCGGCAGAGAUCCAACCUGCGCCUGUGCGAUUCCUGUGCAGCGCUCUGGCCACUGAACUGCAGAGUGCAAUUGCCAAGAGCUAACCACAAAGUUCUUGUACAUGAGCAAUGCCAUUCUAUAAUAUUUCUUAUAGUAUACAGGGCAGUCUUCAAGAUUUUUUGGGGAAUCUUGCUCGUCAAAAAGGAAAAAUGUUGAAUGUGUUUUGUAGAGGGAAGCCCUCUAAGCUUCAAUUCAGUUCAUCUGAUGGUGACGAUAAACGCACGCGACAACUAAGAGAGUUUGGUGAGAGAAGAAAACGGGGAAACAUUCGACGCACAAGAGAGAACCAAACACAACUCCACUUACAUGAGUUUUUACUCUCUGCAGUAGCUGUUUUAACUCAGAUUUAAGGGACAGCGCGCCAACCACGAUGCUUUAGAAAUAAAGUUUACCGUUUAUCCAACGUUUUCUCUUGACAGAAAAGAUCAAAUUCCGCAGUUGCAAGUUGUCUCAAAGUAUUUACAAGGUAAAGCUGUGUUUAUGCUGUUUGCCACGCAGAUCUAAAAAUGUGAAUUGGGCUGUGAUUAGUGUCGCUGCCAUGGUUUAGUACUUUACUAUUUGUGAUAAUUUAGUAUUCCACCUUUCUGGCAGGUCGAACUGGAUUCACCCUCCGACCCGUGGCAGGCUUACUUUCGUCACGUGAUUUUUUGGCGGGUUUCGCAUUCCGUGUGUUCCAUAGUACCCAGUACAUUAGACAUGGCUCGAAACCCAUGUACACACCUGAGCCGUAAGUUAAAGCUUCCACUGACCUCAAGAGUAUGAAAGCUCCUGGAGUGCUUCGUUUGUAUCUUUUGAUACUUCAUUUUGUGAAGAUAUUUAUGAUAUGAUAUAAAGAUAUUUAUUUUUUAUAGCGAUGUUUGUCACGAGCUUAUUGGUCAUGUGCCAUUGUUUGCUGACCCUGCGUUCGCUCAAUUCUCUCAGGUAAACAUGAAAUCCAGACUAUAAACUUACUUUGGUUAGAUCUAUCAGCUCUAAACUAUUCUUCCUAGAGGCCCAUCCCGUAAUUCUUCAAUGUUACUACGGGAGGAAACUUAAAUUUAACUAACUUUAUUUACACUGGAUAGUUCUAUUAGAUCUAAACUGUUCUCCCUAGAAUUCCAGUAAGGCUUAUCUCUUGAAGAUCCAGUGUUACUACAGGAGGAAACCUAAACUGAACUAACUUUAUUCAUACUGGAUAUCUCUAUUAGUUCUAAACUGUUCUUCCCAGAGGUCCAGUAAGAAUACUCUCUUAUUAAUCCAGUGUUACUACAGGAGGAAACCUAAACUAAACUAAUUUUAAAAGAACUAAACAUACAAAGAACUUAAACUAAUUUUAUUUAUACUGGAUAGCUCUAUCAGUUCUAAACUGUUUUUUCUAGAGGUCCAGUAAGGAUCAUAACUAACUUUAUUUAUAUUGGAUAGUUCUGUCAGUUCUAAACUGUUAGUAAUCUAAUUUAUUUAUUCUGGAUAUUUUUAAAAUUCUUUCUUCCAAUGAUAACUUCUUUAGGAAAUUGGCUUGGCUUCCUUGGGUGCUCCGGAUGAUUGGAUUAAGAAAUUAGCAACGGUACAGUAUUGCAGCUUGUGCUACCAAAAUAGUUUCAGAAAGUACUGAAACCAGUAUACUACUUGUUUUUACAACAUAGACGGAUUUUCAUAUUUUUUACUGGGGUGGUGCAAGAAAUUUUAGGGGGGUGAGCCGUGAGCAGGUGUCAACACAAAGUGUCACCAAACCCCAGUAAGGUCCAUAUUUUAGGGGUGGAGCCCUAGAGUCGCGAGGGGGAGUCUAGAGAGCAGAAAACAAAGUAUCCCUGGAAAAAUUUGAAAAAAAUCAUGAUUUCUAGCUUCGAAAAAAAGUUUUUUGAAGAGUGUCAUAUCAAUGGAUUUGGCAUGUCCGAUUGUCUGUUGAGACUUGAGAGAGUUAAAAUUAAAUGAACCUGUAAAAGUGUAAACCCAAUAGGCCAAUACACAAUAUGCUUUUACUUUUAUAAAGUCAUUGACAUUGUGUCGUUUGAAUCCGAGUACAAUUUAUGAUGCAACUCCGAUGUAAAUAAUAUUUGGGGCGUAAAGAUUAAAUUUAGGCAAAUCUAUUUCCUAAAAGAAUUAAAAACUAAGAAUAAUGUUCGUAAAAAUUCCAAACGUUCCUUGCAAGCAAGCUAUUUGCAUGACAAGGCACUGCAAACUCUAUUCAGGGGAGAUAAUAGAGUUUCAAAACUUUACAAUUGCUCCAAUAAACCAGUGAAUGCAAGCGAGGAGCGAUUAGUUUCGGAGUGUUGCACUGUCUUUUUCUAUAUGAGUGUACUCCUACGUUUAUUUUGUACCAUCAACACUCUGAGUGGAGUGGACUAUUUAAUUAUUUUUUUAUUAUGCCGAAUAUUGGGGGAGGGGGGUUGAAAAUUUUUUUGGAGGGGUGGACAUUUUGUUUGAGGGGGUUAUAGCUAACACUGGGGGGGGAGAGGGGGGGGGUAGCACCCCCUGCACACCCCCACCCCCACAAAAUCCGUCUGUGUUGUACAACACUAUGGGAUUGUAACUGGUGUAGCCUUCUUUUCUUCAGUUAUAUUGGUUUACUGUCGAGUUUGGUGUGUGUCGUCAGAAUGGCGAGCUGAAAGCUUAUGGUGCUGGGCUUCUCUCGUCUUUUGGUGAGCUGCAGGUUGGUCAAAUAUCUUGGAUGAUUAAUCCUUCUGGUAUAUUACAUGUAAGACGUUCACAUUGUGCUUUAUUUAUUUAGUACUGUUUAACAGACAAGCCACAGUUCGGGGAAUUUGAUCCAGAAAAGAUAGCCGGGACCGAAUACCCAAUCACAGAAUAUCAACCAAAGUACUUCGUCGCUGACAGCUUUGAGUCUGCUAAGGAAAAGGUCAGGUAA
Paramuricea clavata is the source of this 6430-nucleotide messenger RNA. Lineage: Eukaryota; Metazoa; Cnidaria; Anthozoa; Malacalcyonacea; Plexauridae. The record is from the annotation of a GenBank genome assembly.